Messenger RNA from Fundulus heteroclitus (mummichog), 2743 nucleotides. It is a transcript of the gene hsp90b1, whose product is annotated as heat shock protein 90, beta (grp94), member 1. Gene Ontology annotation, molecular function: ATP-dependent protein folding chaperone; ATP hydrolysis activity; ATP binding. Bases 117 to 2495 code for a protein of 792 amino acids. Gene Ontology annotation, biological process: protein folding. The record is from RefSeq and is a predicted model, not a curated record. The transcript is spliced from 18 exons. NCBI's taxonomy places the organism in Eukaryota, Metazoa, Chordata, Actinopteri, Cyprinodontiformes, Fundulidae.
UCGACGAGAGAAGUAGCCGCACGACCCCUGCUGUAAAGACAGAGCUAUCUGCGUUGUUUCCCCUGCCUUUUGUCUCUGGAACUGAAGACUCAGCGUCAGGCGAGCUGUAUCUCAAAAUGAAACGAGUCUGGGUGGUAGGGCUUCUUUUCGCACUUCUAGCCUUCGCUGCUGUGAAGGCUGAGGAUGAAGUGGACGUGGAAGGCACAGUUGAGGAAGACCUGGGAAAGAGCAGAGAUGGCUCCAGGACAGAUGAUGAGGUGCUGCAGAGGGAGGAGGAGGCCAUCCAGCUGGAUGGUUUGAACGCUGCUCAGAUUAAGGAACUAAGGGAAAAGUCUGAAAAACACGCAUUUCAGGCAGAAGUCAAUCGUAUGAUGAAGCUCAUUAUCAACUCUCUCUACAAGAACAAGGAGAUCUUCCUCAGGGAGUUGAUCUCUAACGCCUCAGAUGCUCUGGAUAAGAUCCGGCUGUUGUCGCUUACAGACGAGGCAGCGUUGGCGGCCAACGAAGAGCUGACCAUCAAAAUAAAAUCUGAUAAAGAAAAGAACAUGCUCCACAUCACUGACACCGGCGUCGGAAUGACCAAAGAGGAGCUGGUGAAGAACCUGGGAACCAUCGCCAAGUCGGGCACCAGCGAGUUCCUCAACAAGAUGACGGAGAUGCAGUCCGAGGGCCAGUCUACGUCAGAGCUGAUUGGCCAGUUCGGCGUGGGUUUCUACUCCGCCUUCCUCGUUGCCGACAAGGUCAUUGUGACGUCCAAGCACAACAACGACACUCAGCACAUCUGGGAGUCGGACUCAAACCAGUUCUCCGUCAUCGAGGACCCCCGUGGAGACACGCUGGGCAGGGGCACAACCAUCACACUGGUCCUGAAGGAGGAGGCCUCAGACUUCCUUGAGCUGGAGACCAUCAAGAAUCUCAUCAAGAAGUAUUCCCAGUUCAUCAACUUCCCCAUCUACCUCUGGGCUAGCAAGACCGAGACGGUUGAGGAGCCCAUCGAGGACGACGCUGAGGCAGAGGAACCAGAGAAGGAGACUCCUGAAGAUGAUGUUGAAGUAGAGGAAGAGGAGGAGGAUAAAGACAAGCCAAAGACGAAGAAGGUUGAGAAGACGGUUUGGGACUGGGAACUGAUGAACGACAUCAAGCCAAUCUGGCAGAGACCAGCCAAGGAGGUGGAGGAGGAUGAAUACAAGGCCUUCUACAAGACCUUCUCAAAGGACAGCGACGACCCCCUGGCUCACAUCCACUUCACGGCUGAGGGAGAGGUGACCUUCAAGUCCAUCCUGUUCGUCCCCACGUCGGCUCCCCGAGGCCUCUUUGACGAGUAUGGCUCCAAGAAGAACGACUACAUCAAGCUGUUUGUCAGGAGAGUUUUCAUCACAGACGACUUCAACGACAUGAUGCCCAAGUACCUAAACUUCAUCAAGGGAGUGGUUGACUCUGAUGAUCUUCCUCUGAAUGUGUCCAGAGAAACUCUACAGCAGCACAAACUGCUCAAGGUCAUCCGCAAGAAGCUGGUCCGUAAGACUUUGGACAUGAUCAAGAAGAUUGCGGACGACCAGUACAACGAGAAGUUCUGGAAGGAGUUUGGCACCAACAUCAAACUGGGCGUCAUCGAGGAUCACUCCAACAGGACCCGCCUGGCCAAGCUGCUCCGCUUCCAGACCUCCAACAGCGAGACCGUCUUGGCCAGCCUGGAGCAGUACGUGGAGCGCAUGAAGGAGAAGCAGGACAAGAUCUACUUCAUGGCUGGUACCACCAGGAAGGAGGCGGAGUCUUCUCCCUUCGUGGAGAGGCUGCUGAAGAAGGGCUACGAGGUUAUUUACCUGACCGAGCCUGUGGACGAGUACUGCAUUCAGGCGCUGCCCGAGUUUGAUGGGAAACGCUUCCAGAACGUGGCCAAAGAGGGUGUCAAGUUUGAGGAAAGUGAGAAGGCCAAAGAGAAGAGGGAGGCCCUGGAGAAGGAGUUUGAGCCACUCACUACUUGGCUGAAGGACAAGGCCCUGAAGGACAAGAUUGAAAAGGCGGUCCUCUCUCAGAGGUUGACCAACUCGCCCUGUGCGCUGGUCGCCAGUCAGUACGGCUGGUCAGGAAACAUGGAGAGGAUCAUGAAGGCACAGGCUUAUCAGACGGGAAAAGACAUUUCCACAAAUUAUUAUGCCAGCCAGAAGAAAACACUAGAAAUCAACCCCAAACAUCCCCUCGUCAAACAGAUGCUCAGCAGAGUCACCUCUGACGCUGAGGACCAGACUGCAUCGGAUCUCGCAGUGGUUCUGUUCGAGACGGCAACACUGCGUUCAGGAUACCAGCUGGCCGACACCAAAGCUUACGGAGACAGAAUAGAGCGCAUGCUCCGACUCAGCAUGAACGUUCCCCUGGACGAACAGGUUGAAGAAGAACCUGAGGAAGAACCAGAGGAGCCAGCAGAGGAAGAUCCUGAAGAUAAAGAAGAAGUUGUAGAUGAUGACGACGAUGAGACGAUAAAGGAUGAACUGUGAAGCACUGAAUGUGAGGAUGUGUGACGGUGGAACUGGAAAUCGGACUUGUUUGUUGUUCCAGUGCCACUGUGGUUAAUGUUAUCCUGGGUGGGGUCCUGGGGACUGGGUUUUUUUUAAGGAGACCAUUGUUUGUGUUUUUGUUUUUUACAUUCCUCAUGACUGUAAAUUUGUUAAUAUUUAACUGAACUGUUUAUGGAAAGAUGCAAUUCCGUCUAUUGAUCAAAUAAAUGUUACCACAAAAAAAAAAA